Penicillium egyptiacum is the source of this 1593-nucleotide messenger RNA. NCBI's taxonomy places the organism in Eukaryota, Fungi, Ascomycota, Eurotiomycetes, Eurotiales, Aspergillaceae. The record is from the annotation of a GenBank genome assembly.
AUGAACCGGAGCAACCCGGACUUCCAGCAGAGAUCAGUGGUAUCCUCUUUCGUCUCUGAUUCAGGAGAAACCAAAGUUGCUCUAUUUCGGCGAAGCGAGAAAGUCGGCACAUAUCAAUUAACUGAUUUCUCAAGGCACAACCUUGCUCCCAUCUCAGGCAGUAUAGGGGGUCAUGAGACACCGGUAGCAGCGGCAUGGCGCGAGUUAAAAGAGGAGACUACUCUCACCCCACGAGAUGUCGAUCUUUGGCGGAAAGGAAAACCAUACACCUUCUGUGAUCCUCCUAUCCGUCGGCAGUGGACCGUUUUUCCAUUCCUAUUCCGACUCAAAGACUGCAGUGAAGGUGGUCGCGGGGAGAGUGGUAUUCAAAUCGACUGGGAGCAUGAAAGCUGGGAGUGGUAUAGCCCCGAUACAGUCCAGGACGGUGAGAAGUUCGGUGGCGUACCACGUCUGAAAGAAAGCCUGCGACGAGUGUGUUUUGAAAGCGAUAUGAGCGAGGGUGCUAGCAAGGCACUCAUUUCAGGCCUGAGACAACUGAAAGCAGAUCACCAGAGCGGAUCGCACGAGCUGACCUCGAUUGCGCUGAAGGCCUUCCGGGAUGUUAUUGCGCAGAUGAGUGAGGAUAUUGAUGAAAGGUGGUGGGGAACUGCUCGCAUGGCUGCAUGGCAUCUGUGGAAAAAUGGAAGAGAAAGUAUGGGCGCAGCCACAUUGAAUGCAUUUCUUGGAUUGCUCGCCGACAUGGAAGAGAUCGUACACGAGACUCUGGACCGCAGCGUCAAAUGGGAGCGCUUACUGGCUUUGCUCGACCACCAUUUGGACAAGCGCAAGGAGAUGCCCAUGCGUAUAAAACGUUCCUUUGGGGGUUAUCUUGAAUGCAACUUCCUGUCUACAGCAGAGUCACAGCCUUCGCCGUCUCUUGUUAUCCUCACGCUGUCGGCGAGCUCUACCAUCCGGGACAGUAUUUUAGAGGCCUUUGCGUCCCUUCCUAUUCCUAAUUUGGAUCUUAGGAUACUAGAAUCUCGUCCGCUUUGUGAAGGAGUCAAUAUGGCAUCUUCCAUCCUGUCUGCCUUUCAGUCAAGAUUUCCCUCGUCUUCCGAUCGACAUCUAGAACUAACUGUGUACACCGAUGCAUCCGCCGCUCUUGCCAGCAAGGAAGUGGAUUUCGUCCUACUUGGGGCAGACCGGAUCUCAGACUCAGGCUCAGUGAGCAAUAAAACUGGGUCUUUGCCAGCUGUUCUGAGUGCCAGGCAUGCGUGUCCUGCUACCAAGGUAUUGGUUCUCAGUGAGCUGGAGAAAGUAGCCGAGCCUGGCGCCGAGAGCAGUCAUAGCCACGAAGAGAAUGAUCCCAAAGAGCUGGUGGGUUGCUGGGUGGACGGCGGCAUUAAAGGAGUUAAGAUGCUUGCUGAGGGCAUUGAGGCUGAUCGAGAGAACACCAACUAUGCAGUCCAAGUUAAGAAUAUCUACUUCGAAUGGGUUCCGGCUGAAUUCAUAGAUGCCUACAUUUGUGAGGAGGGGACUUUGGACGCCAAAGCUAUUCAAGAGAAGGCCCAACAUGUAAAGCAGAAGGCCGACAGAUACUUUGGUCAACUCUAA